Phlebotomus papatasi is the source of this 2158-nucleotide messenger RNA. RefSeq names its product solute carrier family 15 member 2. The coding region runs from base 485 to 2086 and encodes 533 amino acids. The transcript is spliced from 6 exons. Gene Ontology annotation, molecular function: dipeptide transmembrane transporter activity. The record is from RefSeq and is a predicted model, not a curated record. Gene Ontology annotation, biological process: transmembrane transport. Gene Ontology annotation, cellular component: membrane. Lineage: Eukaryota; Metazoa; Arthropoda; Insecta; Diptera; Psychodidae.
AAAAUAAGUGUAAGAGUCAACCAUUUCCAAGAUAACUCCACUAAUUGUGUGCACAUUUAAGUUCUCAAUAUUAAAGGAAAUAAUUUCUGUACCAGUAAACAAAUUGAGAUAAGAAGAUCAUGAGACGUGCGACUCGAUUAAGUGAUUCAAUAUUUUUUUAGGGGAGUGUGUGUAGCUUUAUCAUUGGGGAGUUGCUUUUUGAUUUACUUUUGGUGCUGUUAUCAAACUUCUCAUAUGACCACAAUUGGGAUGUCCCAGCUUCUCAGUAUUAAGCAGUGCUUCAGACAAGGAAGUGUGUGGAUUUUUCUUAUUGAGAACAACGCUCAACGUGACUUUUCUUGUCGAUUUCUAUUGCAUUACUAUUGGUUUUCCUCGAAUGAUUUGAGGAGAAUGCCGUGUUGCAUUCUAAAGUGAUAAAGUGAUCUUAUUUGAAAAUUAAACUGCCCCACAAAGACUUCUCCUGAUCUUCACACAAAAGGCCAGGAUGAAACCCCUAAAAUUAUUUAUACACUCCGAUCAAGAGUCUCUUCCUAUUCUGCAGGUCAAGGAGAAGGACACGCCUUCUUAUGGCACCAGCGACAGGAAAGACUUACCUCCCACAACGUCACCAGAAAAAUGUGACCAGGACAGACAACUCAAGUACCCAACGGCUGUGUACCUUGUCCUAGGGUCAAAAUUUUUUGAAUCUUUCGCUGCAAAUGGAGUUAGAAGUAUCCUGGCACUUUAUCUGAGGGACUCUUUAAAUCUCCCAGAGAGUCUCUCGAUGACUGUUCUCCACAUUUUCAACUUCUUCAGCCAGUUUUGCCCUAUUUUUGGAGCCAUCCUGGCUGAUAGCUACUUCGGGAAUGCCAAAACCAUUUUCUACUUCUUGCUAUUCUAUGCGUUGGGCUUUGGAGGAAUUACGUUAGCCACAUUGCCCUUUAUUACAGCCUCAAUGGACAUCGUCGUGUUUAUAUCUUUGUUUUUGAUUUCUGUGGGCAAUGGAAAUAUCCGGGCGUGUAUUACGAGUUUAGCAGCCAUCCAAUUCAAACUUCCAGAACAGAAGAUAUCCCUGCAGAAAUACUUUUCUCACUACUACUUCGUCUACACGAUGGGUAUUCUUUCUAGCAAAAUUAUUACGCCAUCGAUUAGAGGACUCAGCGGUAAUUGCUAUGGCAUGGUCUUUGGCUUCCUGGGAAUACUCUUCCUUGGUUGUUGGAUAACCUUUCUGAUAGGGAUGUUUUUCUACAAGAAAGAAGAAGUUAGUCGACAGAAUAUCCUUGUCCAGGUUGUCGGAUGCAUCUGGUAUGCUCUGUGGAAGUAUAUCAAGAAAGAAAAUGUGCAUGCAAAUUGGAUGGACAGCUCUAUUGGGCGCUAUUCUGAGGAAUUUGUUCAAGACGUGAGAGCUUUUCUCAGAGUUAUAAAGCUCUAUCUUCCUUUGCCCAUAUAUUGGGCUCUUUUGGCACAACAAGACUCUAGUUGGACUUUCCAGGCCACAAAACUCGACACAACUAUUUUCGGAUGGAGUCUAGAACCUGAUCAAGUUAAAGCCAUGGGCCCUUUGCUACUACUCAUGAUGAUUCCCUUCUGGCAAAAUGUUGUCCUGCCUCUCCUGCAGCGAACUACGGGAUGCCAGAUCUCGCCACUGUUCAGUGUAACUCUAGGUGGAGUAGCAGCUGCUCUCUCCUUCAUCUGCUCUGGUAUUCUGGAGGUUCAAAUCAAUCAAUCUCCGCCUGAAACCAUAUCCUUUGCAUGGCAAAUCCCGCAGUUCUUCCUCCUUAUGAUGGGUGAAGUAUUACUAUCGAUUCCUGGACUUCAGUUUAGUUUCACCCAGGCUCCGGCAACUAUGAAAUCCGUCCUUACGGCCUCGUGGUUCGUCAACAAUGCCAUCGGAAAUUUGAUUGUGGUAGUCAUCACAGAACUCAAAUUUACCUCGAGCCAGAGCUCAGAGUACUUCCUGUAUUCUUUCCUGAUGAUUUGUGGCAUCACAUGUUUUACUUUCAUGGCGGGAAACUAUGAUAUUCCUGUCCAGGGACCCCCUGAACCCCUUCCAGAAAAAUACAUCAUCCUGACCACGGAGAAAUCCGACAAAUCCGCCUCAGUGUGAUUCUCACAAUGUAUAUUCUAGGCUUAUUUUCAAAUAAAUCACAUAUUUAUUUAGGUUACCAAAAAAAAGAAA